Molecule: messenger RNA, 2546 nt
Organism: Homalodisca vitripennis (glassy-winged sharpshooter)
Lineage: Eukaryota; Metazoa; Arthropoda; Insecta; Hemiptera; Cicadellidae
Exons: 3
Coding region: 315-2126 (603 amino acids)
Source: RefSeq, a predicted model, not a curated record
AUUGAUUUGUAUCGCAACUUCCUGACCUAAGACCCCUCGGGCCCAGACCCCUCAGUAGUCAGUAUCGCCAGUCACACUCGGUCGGCCAGCCAUGGACACUCGACGGUUCUACAUCUCGGCACUCUUCUUGUGCCUUACCACCCAACUCUCCUUAUCAGCCGUGGUAUUCUCUGUAAAUGGGCCAGUAGCAGAAGAGCAGCGGGAUGAUAUCAAUUUGCUUGAAGUGGAACGGAUAGCCACAAGCACAGCACAGCGUCCACAAACUUUUGUGAAUAAAGCAUCCUGGUCAAAGGAGAGCUCUUCGUCAGAAGAAUAUGGCUAUGGGAAACAUUCAAAUUAAGUUAGUCUCACUAUCGAGUGAAAGUACAGCAGAUUCGACCUCAGAAGAAAAAUACCAUAAGAGAUCUAUACAUAAAAGGUCACUGGAUUCCAAGCAAGACCCAGUGAAUGCUAUCGGUGAAGGUGCAAAUCAAACACAGAGCAAAAAUGGGCUAGACACAGAUAAUAUUGAUGUAACAGGAACAGGUGUAGGUAGCGAAGAAUCAAGCUCUCCCACUAUCCAGGAUGUGUCAGAGAACACAACACCUACACAAUCUGCCGAAGUUGUAACAAAACUACAGUCAGAAUUAACAACUGAAUCUGACUCACCAGUUGUCAGCGAAACGAAUGACAACGACUCUGAAACAACCACAGAAAAUAAACCUGUUGAAACAGAUGCCACAGAUGCAGAAAUUGAACCGACACCGACUACUCCAACAGAUACCGACCCAGUGAGUGAACUCGAGGUUGAACCAACAACAGAAAAGUCAGAAGAGAACAACCCUUCAUCUGAAAAUGGUGAUGAAUUAGCUCCGACCAACUCUACAGCUAACACCGAAGUUUCCACCGAGACUGAAGAUAAUGAAGAGAAAUCGCCGAUGGAUGUGGUCAUCGAGAGAGUGAACAAACUCAGUGAUCAGAUCAGGACUGUUCUAACGAACUACAGGAAAGAGGGGGUCGUGGUUCUCCCUGGACAGAGUUUCUUUCCAGAUCCGAUGUCGAUGCAAGAUUUUAAGAAGUCGUUUUCUGUCGGAACUAUAGACUUCAAGAACAUGGAGGUUUUUGGCUUGUCCAAUUUUACAGUGGAGCACAUAAACACAGAUGUUGACCGAAUGCAGGUGUAUAUUCUUCUUCACAUGAAACGACUGGAGAUUCUGGGAAACUAUACCCUGCGGACUUUCUUCAGUCGAGCCGCCGGUCCCUUCAACGUCACUCUUCUAGAAGUGGACUCUGAGGGUGUGGCCGAGGUCCAGACCACCGCAGACGGCCAUCUGGAGGCAACGGACUCCGUCAUGGACAUGUUCACCAAGGACAUGAAGGUGGACUUUAAAAACUUGGGCUUCAUGGGUUCAAUGUUCCAGGGAGCAGUCAGUGCAGUCGGGGACGCUCUGUUCGACAGCAUCAAACCGCAGAUAUUGGAACGAGUCAAUCUAGUGAUAAGAACCGAUGUAAACAAGAAACUGAAGGAGUUAUCGGUCAAGUUCAUCAAUAAAAUAUCACCCGUCGACUUGGCUUUCUCAGAGGGAAGAAAGUACGUGAAACAAAACGGUUACGAUCCGUAUAAAAUCAGAGAUCAUUCUUUCAUCUUGGGUGGUCUGGUGCACGUCAAUAUCACUCAGUUCUCCGUCGCAGGCCUCUCUAGAUUUUACAGAGUAGGGAACCUAUCGCUCUCGAUGGACGCUGGGGUCAUCGAAGUGGGAAUUCACGUGAUGACGCACGAAUUGAAAGGGCACUGCGAGUGGUCAGGGGAGACCUUCGGGAUCGUCAAGUCGGGCAAGACCAACUUCACGGUGGACCAUCUGCAGGUGCGAGCCCUGGUGACCCAGUCCCUGGACGUUCGGCAGAAACCACAACUCAGGGACCUGGAUCUGGAACUCGGCUGGGUGAAAGUGAAAAUGGACAGUCCGAUGACUCUGAACCUGAUGAUAGAAGGCAUCAUCAACGCGUUCCCCCGCCUGAUCAGACACAUAAUAGUGGACACUCUGGAAGAACCCCUGAGGGAGAAAGUACAGGAAAUUCUGAACAAGAUCAAUGUUGAGUCGGUUGUCGACGACAACCUCCCUAGACUGGACGGGUUUGGACUGUAAGGUCAAGGAUGUGAGUAUUAGUCAAUUGGUCUAGAGUCAUUAUACUGCAUCAAGGCUGGAGAGGAAACUAACAAUUAACGCCUGUCAUCGCUGUAUCGUGAACGUCUAGGAAUAGGACCGGCUAAGUUCGUUUCGCCAAUAUUAUAACUAAAACCAGAUACUUAAGAAAAAGUGUUUAACUAAUAUAACACUAGGUUCUGUAGAGUAUUAUGUUAUCAUAGAUAUUUACUGAUUAGUGAUGCUAAUUUUUGAAACAUUAUAACUUGACUUAUUUCUUUAAUAGAUAGUAACAAAUUAGGUUAGAUACUAAUUAGUUUAGACUUUAAGCUAAACAACUGUAAUUACCCUGUAAAUAUAUAGGAUGUGACACAUAAUAUGUAAAGAGUAUUCUUAUAAUUAAAAGAUCAAUUUAAUUAUGCA